Oldenlandia corymbosa var. corymbosa is the source of this 2290-nucleotide messenger RNA. Lineage: Eukaryota; Viridiplantae; Streptophyta; Magnoliopsida; Gentianales; Rubiaceae. The record is from the annotation of a GenBank genome assembly.
AAAAAAAUAACAAUAAAACAAUCGGGACGUACCCAAAUUUCUUUUCUUUCACAACACAAAAUUUUCAGGUUUUGUUGGAGAAUUUGUCUUCUUCCGGCGGACCAUCGGUGAUCUUGAAGGCUUUUUUUUUUUUCCGAAUGUUAAUCAAUUUUCAACAAUUACAUGAUGAAAUUCCGCGCCUCAGUUAAAAACCCACAUUUGUUGUUGGGAGUACUUAAAGCAUGCAAAUCAUGGCGGCCAGGAGACGCGGGGAUUUCAGGGGAUAUUAUGGUGGUAAAUUUGUAAAGGGUGAUCAAGAUUACUAUAGGGGGCGAGGGCAAAGGUCUCGUGAGCGAGACCAGAACCCUCGAGAUAGGUUUAGACUUAGGCAGAAAAAGGAGGAUGUUAAGGUUUCAGGUUCAAGAGAGCCAGGGGAAAUAUCUAGUGCAAGUGACAAUGGAGGAGGUGAAAUUGACUCUGAAUCACUCAAGAAGAUUGAGAAUGGAAAGCGCAAAUUUAAGUUUUCUCCAAUUUUAUGGUGGGAUAGAGAUGGAGGUGAUGAGAGAAUAACUCGAAUAGUUAAGUCUAGGAGGACUAAUCCUCCUCCUGCUGAAUCUAACAUUUUGCCUGAUUCGACCAAACCUGAUGGUCGCAUAAAUAGUUCAGUCAUUCAAGAUUAUGCAGUUCAGGAUUCCGAAAGGCAGCCUCUGGUUAAGAGAGUUGAUGAGGCAAUAGAUGUACCUUCUCAAUCUACAACAGUGCUGCCUCAAUUGGAGCCUGAGGUCGAGGAAGAGAAAAAGGCCCUACAUGAUGAUGAUAUGUCAACUAAGAGGAAAUUAAGAGCUUCCCGAUGGGCUAAUAAGGCAGAAUUGUUAGGUGAUGAGGAGAUGAAUAACCUGAAGAAGAAGAAGAAUGAGGAGGAGGAGUUGGAACCUGGAGAGUUGAGGAGAGAAGGUUCUCAUGAUGAUGUUUCGAAGGUAGAUGAGGAUUGGCGGUCCUAUGUUUCAGGCUUUAGUAGCCACUCAGACAAUGAAUCUGACAAAGAAGAUGUAAGUCCUCCGAGGACUCUGAACAUGCGCCAGGGUUGUAGAAGUUUUGACGAAUUUCACGGACCGAAAAAGAUUGGUGAAGGUACUUAUGGUACGGUUUAUAAAGCUAAGGAUACGAUAACAGGAGACAUAGUUGCGCUUAAGGAGGUCAAGAUCCUAAAUGAAAGAGAAGGAUUCCCUAUUACGGCUUUGAGGGAAAUAAAUGUUCUUCUCUCGCUUCAUCAUUCUUCCAUUGUAGAUGUCAAAGAAGUAGUUGUAGAUGACAAAAGUGACAAGGUCUACAUCGUCAUGGAGUACAUUAAACACGACCUGAAAGCGGUCAUGGAAAAUGCCAAUCAACAGCCUUUUAGUGAAAGUGAGGUUAAGCGUCUUAUGCGUCAGCUUCUUAAAGGUGUUAAGUAUCUUCAUCAGAACUGGAUUUUGCACCGCGACCUGAAGCCAGCAAAUAUAUUGAUAAAAGAGAAUCGUCGCAAAGUGAAGAUUUGUGACUUUGGGUUAGCACGCGGGUAUGGAAGCCCUUCGAAACCAUACACUCAGACGGUGGUUACUCUGCUGUACAGAGCGCCUGAGCUGCUUCUGGGAGCUAAGGAGUAUUCCACAGCAAUCGACAUGUGGUCCUUAGGUUGUAUCAUGGCCGAGCUAUUAAUUAGGAAACCACUUUUCGGGGGGAAACAUGAAAAGAAUCAAAAGAAUGAAGAUCGAAAGAAUCAAAAGAAUGAAGAUGAAAAGAAUCAAAUUAAGCUACUUGACAGUAUAUUUGAAAUUCUCGGGACACCAUCUGAGGAGAUUUGGCCAGGUCUAUCAAAUCUACCGGAUGCCAAAAAGUUUACAAUGGCGAAGAAGAAGGGCAGUGGGUUGCGUGCAGUGUUCGCAGAGAUGUAUUUCACGGGUUCACCGGUAACAUUAUCAGAUGAAGGAUUUGAGUUGUUGAACAAGCUUUUGACGUAUGAUCCUAAGCAGAGAAUAACUGCUGAGGAUGCUCUUAAGCUUAAUUGGUUUCGUAAAUUUCCUCCACUUGAACCAAAAGAAGAUAUGCCUACUUUUCCAACAGCAGAACAUGCUCAGGACAGACACUUGAAAAGGGUCCAGAACAGCCCAGAUCCUUUGGAAGAAAAGCGCAGAAAAGUAUUAAAGUUGUUUGGUUAAGGCACUUUCUGAUGAAAGUAGAGUAUAAUUUUCUGUCUAAGCUUUCAAUCCAAUAUGUUGGGAAGCUCUGAUGUUAAGAAAUUUCCUUGUUUGACACUGCAAUCAUUGAAGAAAUG